This is a messenger RNA of Vicia villosa (hairy vetch), 570 nucleotides long. RefSeq lists its product as uncharacterized. Bases 1 to 570 code for a protein of 189 amino acids. NCBI's taxonomy places the organism in Eukaryota, Viridiplantae, Streptophyta, Magnoliopsida, Fabales, Fabaceae. The record is from RefSeq and is a predicted model, not a curated record. The transcript has 2 exons.
AUGAUGCAGCAGAUGAUGCAGCAAAACCAGAUGAUGGCUCAAAUGAUGCAAGGCAUGCAAGGACAACAACCUCCUACUCAAGCUCCCGUUCCUCAAGCUGCAGCUGGACCAGAUUUUCGUGCCUUCUUCAGGAUGGAUCCUCCAGAGUUUGUUGGUGGACUUGACUCACUCUUGGCUCAUGAUUGGUUAGCUGGUAUGGAGAGGGUGUUUCAAGCUAUUCAGUGUACUGAAGAGGAGAAGGUGAUCUUUACUCAGAAGAUGAAGGGACCAGCUCUUAGGUGGUGGAACACUGCAUCUACUUAUUUCACCACACAAGAGAUUCCUAAGGAUUGGCAACACUUCAAAGUGGCAUUCUUGAAGAAGUAUUUCCCUAAUAGUGUGAGGACUCAGAAGGAGCGAGAAUUCCAAAACUUCAAGCAAGGUGACAUGUCUGUUUCAGAGUAUGCAGAGAAGUUUGAGGACUUGGCAGACUACUCCAGACAAACUGUUUAUGCUCCAGAUGAACUAUGGAAGAUUGAUCCGUUUAUGAUGGGUUUGAAGGCCGACAUUGCUCAUAGUGAAUUCUAUUAA